Molecule: messenger RNA, 2296 nt
Organism: Suillus paluster
Lineage: Eukaryota; Fungi; Basidiomycota; Agaricomycetes; Boletales; Suillaceae
Exons: 1
Coding region: 180-2072 (630 amino acids)
Source: RefSeq, a predicted model, not a curated record
GUGGCGAAUGUCCACAUGUGGUUGGGGCAUGGUUAGACUGUGCUGACUGAUUCAAUUGGCUAUACUUACCCCUCUGCUCCAACUUUGCUCUGAUUCGACUUCUCACCCGGUUCCGUGAACCGUCAAGCGUCAUUGAUUGCGCGUACCCACCAUAUUUAUCAGUCUAGUCACCUGUAGCCAUGAACUCGUCUCACUACCAUCACCAGUCUUCUCGCAGAACGCACAAGAAACGUUCAUCAUUGUCCAGACUGUCUUCCGACACAGUGCAGACUCUCCCAGAGUACUCGGCCCCACUCAAUUGGAGCAAACCAUUCGGCAAUUCGGCGGGUAACGAAUCCGAUAGACCACCCGACUACCCUGACAGCGAGGAGGCAGACGCAGACACGGAGGACCAAGCUGUGACCUACGUGCCGCAACGUUUUCACCUCAAUUCAUUCCAACGCACAUCUUACACACGCAGACGGAAACGCCAGCCUUUUCCUGUGCAAGCCGCCGACCCGUUUCUCGACGCGCUGCUUGAGCGCAGUGUACACGCCCUCGAGAUGUCGAAUGCUCUCAUGCAGACCUCAAUCUCUACCCAAUCCAGUCUUUCGGCGUUGCUUUCGCCUGAAGUUGGACCCGACCGUUCUCUCGAGGUUCGUGCGAGGAACCUUUCAACGCGCAUAAGGUUGAACAGCGAUGUGCACGGGACAUGGAUGACCCAUCUGGAAGAGAUAUCGAAAGGUGUGGAUGGGCUGUUUGACGAGGAGGGUGGAGACAUUAGUGCAGUCAAGCCGGAUGAUGCUGCAAUUAGCCAGAGUCUACCCACAUCAAAUAUCAGGGAUUUGCGGCAUAGGAGGAAACCGUCACUACUGGAGCUCAACGGCUCGAGUUCGAGCUCAUCACAGCUGCAAUUCUCUCACCUGAAACGUGAUGUGCUCGUUGCACCUGCCCCUAGGGCACUUACCCAGUAUAUUGAAUCAACAGCUGAUCCCUCCAUGAUACUCUUGCCCUCCACCCUGGGGUUACGGGCCUCUGGUUCAUCGCACUCGGCCGACUGGCAGGACCACACUUUUACUUCACAGCAGGAACUGCAGUCUUCACAGUCAUUGCCUCUUUUGUCAGGGCAGCCGCAGGUGGUACCAACUCCAGCAUACAAUUUCCUCUCCAACAUAGUGAAACGUUCAGAGUCAGCCACGCCUCCACCAUCCACUACAUCAUCCCCUCAUGCUUUCGUAUCACGGCGUGGAUCAACGAGCACAUGCAGCACUGAUCGAGGAUCAAAGUUAUCUAUGUCCCCUUCCUCGGUACGGAGGAAACAAGCAUCUCCUGAUCGCAGUCGCAAGCCAGAGUCUGCAACACGAUCUCGUUCUACGACGCCCAGGCGACCAUCCCCUCCUCCCCGCAUAAUGACUCCACCCAUCGAGGAGCUUUCCGCUGGCUCUUCUGAUUCAUCCGAUCAGCCUACUGGCUACCGCGCAGUUAAAUCCCUCCGUAAAAUCCUUGACGAACAAGCUUCUUCCAUCUCCGUCAACUCCCUUCGAAAAGAGCCUAAAAAGACUCGCUCACCCACGUUCAUGCCUGUCACGCCUGCGCCCGCCCCAAUUGCUUCCACAUCCACCGCCACCGCCUCCAUAUCCCGUCUUUUCACGAAAGGCAGACAUUCAUCCUCCACACGUCCCCCUUCCCCACCUACGCAUUCCUCCCUGAAGGUGCGCUCUGUGCCUCCGACACCUCGUUCAUCGCCGAGCACAGGCAGUCUCUCAGAGAUGUUUGGAAACGGGGUGGCCAAAGUCCUCGGGAGUGAUCCCCCGUCAGGCGUGUCGACGCCCAAGCGCAUCAGCUUUGCAGAGCUCCCAGAGUCAUAUGCGGGCACACGUCCAGGGCCUUCGAAGCUUUCGGAGAAGCGGAAGAAUAAGAGCCGCAAGCGCAAGGGGAAAGACAAGGAAGAGGGGGAGACACGUGGGUGGCUAGAGGCGUUGUUCAAUGUGGGACCUGCGAGAUCUGGACGGAUGGAGGAGCGUAUGGAGGAACGCAUGGCACGAGGCUGGAGUCGGCCUGGAGGUGGAACGUUGGAUGAUUGGGCAGUAUAAAGUUCGUGUCGCGGUCGGAACGGCCAGGAUAAUUUAUGGGGGUGUAUAUGAAUGUGUUUUUAUUUCCCUUUUCUCUCUCUAAUUUGCUUUCGCGCGGUAUUUUUACGACGAUGUCAUGACUGUUACCGCGUACAUUUCUUACACGUCCACUGACCUUUUAACAUAACUAUACACUGUUCAUAUCCUCUCAUGACACGUACUACAUUCUCGUGUACUUUGAGUAG